AUGGCCCCAUUCGAAAAACUCUCGCGAGAGCUGAUAACGAAAAUUGUUGACCAACUCUGCUACAAUUCCGACAUCGUCCUUCCCAGAACCAGGAGGAAUGCCCACAGUCCGCAAAUAAUCCUUUCCCAAAUCUCACACCUCUGGCGACGAGUCGUUCAUUCGACAACCAGCCUGUUCAGCUGCUACGAAAUCUCGCUCUCCCCCAACAUAACGGCCGAGAUGGGGCAGAUGCUCGUUGAUCAGACAGCGCAUUACACGCGCAUCUGGCGCGCUUCCAAAGGGAUCGUCCUCAACGAUUUGGGCGACGGACUCAGAUUCUACUUCGCAUUGACCGGUCCCAACCGCCACUACCGCGACUUCGCAGAUUCGGAAAGCUAUGUCGCCGCAGUGAACAUGAUCUGGACUGUGUUGGAGACACACGGGGUGGACAUGGAGGCGCUCGCAUUUCUGUUGACAGAGCAGGCGAUAGUUCAUUUGGGGAGUCGCGGGAAGCUUGCUCUCUAUCAUUUGGAGGAGCUGGAAAUUAGGAUGUUCAUUGGGCAGCCGAAGGACGAUGACUCGAUCGGGUGGGCAGGAAUAGAGGAGGGUGACGACGAAGACGACCAUCCAGAGGCGCCGGCCGCCAGAUUUAUGUUGCAUCCAUCAGACGAGGACUCGGAGUUGUUCGAGACGAUGGGAGCGCUGACCAAGCUCACAUUCGGUUUCCAAGAGGAGCCGAGACGCGUUUUGGAACUCAUUCAGUGGGCGAUCCCGUAUUUCCAGUUGACGACUUUGGCCUUGCCAAAUGUCUGGCUGCCUUUCUAUGACUGUGUCAAGGUGUUGAGAGAGGCAAUACCGUUGGAGCAUUGUCGAUUGGCCUGUGUAACACCGAUCUUGAGCGACGGAAUUAUCACUGAGUAUUGGGACGCAAAGCAACGCGACCCAGCCCCAUUGGAUAACCUCGAAGAUAUCGAAAUCACGUUCCAAACUACUCUCCACUCGCAUCUCUUUGCGCAUUUCACAUCAUCAAGCCUUUCUCGUAUGCGGCUCAGUACGCUGCCACGACCCGAAGCAGACUGGAAAAAGGAGCCCGAAAUGCCGUGGCUGCAGCACAAUUUCCCCGAUUGGAUCGAAAGCUGUCCGAAUUUGACCACGCUCGAAGUCUACUUCGAGUUUGGCAACGACCCAGAGUCCGAUGAGCGAGACAACAUAGCGAUUCGUCAUGAUGUUGACGCGCUGCAGCAAAUGUUGGCGGCGGCGGCAAACGCAAAUUCGGCCAUCGUCGAGUUGGAUUUGUUCUGGAGACCGUUGCAAGCCUCUGCAGAGUCUAAAUUCGGCGAGCUAUUCGAGCUGAUAACCAAGAGCGACCACCCGACACAUAUCAACGUGGAUGCAACGAUUCGAAGUGUCCGAAUGCUCAAGACGCGACUGGAGGCGGAAGGUUUGAUGCAGAUGGAGGAUAUGGCGCUGUAUACCCCUAAGCGACAGGAUUGUUCGGAGUCAGAAUACGAGGCACUGCAGCAGGAAAUACGCGUGCUGAAAACGGCGCUCAGAGGUAAAAAUAUUCCGCUCAAAGUGGCCGAGGUCGGUGAUCCAAAUGAUGAUGGUCAACCUAAAGGGUGGAAAACCAUUGACAUAGAGGAGGAGGACGAGCAGGGUGAAGGGGAAGGGCAGGAAAAGUAG
Molecule: messenger RNA, 1662 nt
Organism: Mycena indigotica
Lineage: Eukaryota; Fungi; Basidiomycota; Agaricomycetes; Agaricales; Mycenaceae
Product: Phosphoglycerate mutase-like protein
Exons: 2
Coding region: 1-1662 (553 amino acids)
Source: RefSeq, a predicted model, not a curated record